Molecule: messenger RNA, 989 nt
Organism: Desarmillaria tabescens
Lineage: Eukaryota; Fungi; Basidiomycota; Agaricomycetes; Agaricales; Physalacriaceae
Exons: 4
Coding region: 158-709 (183 amino acids)
Source: RefSeq, a predicted model, not a curated record
CUGAGAGGCCUCAAAGGGUUUCUAUUGAGCAAGCAGUAAUAGUGUAACUGUACCAUGGUCAAUACGGCCGACGCCGCCGGUCAAUCAAGGAAAGUGUUCAGCCGACUCAGAAUUUGAAAUCUUGCAUCAUAUCACUGUACUACCUGCUGCCAUCGCAAUGGACGACGACUGGGAUGAAGAAGUGACUUCGGAUUUACAUGCAGGUGAAGCCGAAUGGACCAAAAUGUCUUCGGAAUUCACAAAUACCGGGUACCGUGAGGGCAUCACAGCAGGCAAAGAGGCCGCAUUGCAAGAGGGCUUUGAUGCUGGAUUCGUCCAGGUUGGUGUGCCUAUAGGACACGAACUGGGACACCUCCGUGGCAUCGCAUCCGUCCUUGCUACGUUUCUCUCUUCUAUGUCGGACCGGGACCGGGACGAGGCUCGGAGUAUCUCCUCAGCAUUGUCGAGCAUACGGUUUUCCGAUAUCGCGCCUAGAGACCUCGAGGCGGAAGAACAUGCCCGCGAGCAUCUCGAGGACGGUGUACCCGAACCGGAGGAGAUCGACGAGAAGAGGAAGAUCGAGGAUCUUGAGGAUAUGUUGAAUAGGUUGUCGGCUGGAAAGAGUAUCAAGGCUGAUGAGACGCGGCCUACUCUGGAGGAUCUCCAGCAGCUGAAGGAACGUUUGAAGAAUCUGAUGGAAAGAUUGAACCUGGAGGUGGAUAGAAGUUGAACGGGGGCUUUUAUGCUAUUGGAAGAUAUAAAGGAUUGGGAUGGCGCUGUAUGUGCGCAAACCAAAGUGUUAUAUCGUGCCCAGCGCAAAUGCGCUGUAUAUUGGUCCAUUUUCGUGCCGAACCUGGAAUCUGUGCUUGGUCAAGCUUUUGUGGGAUCUGGACGAUCCUGUUAUCUUCAAGGGUACCGAGGAUGUGGUGAUGCAGAUGUAAACGAGGGAUGAAGGUAUAUCAAGUGUAAUUUGCAGAUUUUGAUCUAGGUUACAUUUUGAAAGUACGGAC